AUGUCUUACGUCGUCAUCAAAGCAGCUAUUAAGUCCCAAGAAUUCGGGACCUACCUCUCCAUCACCGGGAACGGCACCGCCGUCGGCACCGUCACCACAACAACCACUAUCAACGCCUCCUCCACCCUCUACAUCGAACUCUAUAGCACCGGUAUCUACGCCAUUCGCGCUUCCAAUGCUCCAGGCGUUUAUCUCCGCUUCGAUGCCAGCCCGCUCGAGGAAACAAAAACUCCCCUUGCUAGCGGUGGUGGAACUGUUAAUACAGCGUAUUAUGCAAGUGGUUUCCCGGGUGCGGGAAAUUAUGAGAGUUUCCACUUUCAGACAUUGGCUGAUGGGACGACGGCUAUUGAGUCGGUCAAUUUUCCACAGUGUUAUUUGAGGAUUAGUAGCACGGAUGUUAAUGGUCAAUAUUACUUACCCGGGGUCCAACCGGCGAAUUAUGAGGUGUUUAGUAUUUUGUUAUUGAAUUAG
Molecule: messenger RNA, 471 nt
Organism: Hyaloscypha bicolor E
Lineage: Eukaryota; Fungi; Ascomycota; Leotiomycetes; Helotiales; Hyaloscyphaceae
Exons: 1
Coding region: 1-471 (156 amino acids)
Source: RefSeq, a predicted model, not a curated record